Aureobasidium pullulans EXF-150 is the source of this 744-nucleotide messenger RNA. RefSeq lists its product as uncharacterized. Lineage: Eukaryota; Fungi; Ascomycota; Dothideomycetes; Dothideales; Saccotheciaceae. The record is from RefSeq and is a predicted model, not a curated record. The transcript is spliced from 4 exons. Gene Ontology annotation, cellular component: membrane. Gene Ontology annotation, molecular function: serine-type endopeptidase activity. The annotation marks the transcript as partial.
AUGCCGUCGCUGUCGCUGCCCCAGUUCGACGCACGUCGCGUGCGCUCAUAUCUCUUUCGUCUGCCCUUGUGCACGCGUGCGCUUCUUGUCGUUAUAGUCGCUUUCUGGAUCGCCAGUCUUAGGCUGUCCUGGUUCCAACAAUGGGCCGCUUUAAUACCUGCUGAGAUGAAUUUACAAUCAAUGUACCGAUUGAAUACGUUUCCCCUGCUUCAUGUUGGCUUCAUCCACAUGAUCGUCAACAUCUUCGCCUUGACUCCCCUUUUGGAACGCUUCGAGGCCGAAAAUGGUUCCCUUCCGACUCUGCUCCUCUUCACAGGCCCAUUCGGCCUUCUUCCUGGAGGAAGCUAUACCUUGAUUGAGAAGUUCAUCUUCCACGCCAACACCGCUGUCCAGGGCGCAAGCGUCUGGGUCUUCCUUCUCCUGGCUUCCGAGUCCAUCAAGACGUUCAAGCAAAACCCGAACUUUGCUCUUGGUCCUUACAACAUCCCUACCUGGACCAUUCCCUUGAUCCUCAACCUCUUUGUAGCCGUUCUGGUCCCCAAUACCAGCUUCCUUGGACACCUGUGUGGUCUCGCUGUUGGUUACCUGUGGGGCCUGGGCUAUGUCAAGUUCCUGGUGCCCAACGAGAAGAUCCUGAGAUGGAUCGAGGGCAAGCUUAACCUGCUUGGUCGCCUGCCUCACUACGUCUCGGUUGACCAAAAGACAUACGGAAGAUAUGGUGUGCUCCCUACAACAGCAACGCCC